AUGUCGGAAAUUAUAUUAAUUGAUUCCGAUUCAGAAAAUGAAAUUCAACCUCAUAAGAAAUUCAAACCAAAUCCAAUAAAUGAAUCUAAGAUACCGAAUAACUUAUUAACAAAGCCAUUUAAAGAAGUUUCCUCAUCAUCAGAGUCUGAAGAAGAAGAAGAAAAUGAAGCACUCAAUAAUUCUAAUAGCAAUUUAAACUAUAAUCACACUAAUACGAACACAAUUUAUCAUCAAGAUUCAGAUUCAGAUUCAGAUUCAAAUUCUAGUCGAUCUCAAACUCCUUCAGAUGAUGAUGAUGAUGAUGAGUUUGAAUAUACAGAUUUAAUCAAUGCAAUAAAUCCAAAUGAUAUAGAACCAACAAGGAAAUUUCUUAGAGAACAUGGUAGUAUGGAAUUUUUACAAACUUAUUUACCAUCAAUAACUUCAUGUAAAGAUAUUAUAAAUUUAAUAUUACAAUUAGGAUUUAUACCGAAAAAUUUAAAACAAUUAAUUAAAAAAUCAACUUUAUUGAAUGAAAAUAAUUUAAGUGAAUAUGUUACAAUUUUACAUCAAGCAAUGAUGAAAAUUAAAUCAAUUCGUGAAAGAAAAGAAGACGUAAAAACUUAUAAAGAUGUUAUAGAAUUAAUUAAAAAAUCUUCAAAAAUUUUAGUUAUUACUGGAGCAGGAAUAUCAACAAGUUUAGGAAUACCUGAUUUUAGAUCAUCAAAAGGGUUUUAUUCAAUGAUUGAAUCAUUAGGAUUAAAUGAUCCACAAGAAGUAUUUGAUUUAGAUUUAUUUAAAUUAGAUCCUUCAUUAUUUUAUUCAAUUGCUGAUAAAAUUUUACCACCUGGUAAAAAUUUUAGUCCAUUACAUUCAUUUAUUUAUUUAUUACAAAAAAAGGGAAAAUUAUUAAGAAAUUAUACUCAAAAUAUUGAUAAUUUAGAAAGUUAUGCAGGUAUUAAAACUGAAAAAUUAAUUCAAUGUCAUGGAUCAUUUGCAAAUGCUACUUGUUUAACUUGUAAAGAUAAGGUUGAAGGUGAAAAAAUUUUCCCACAAAUUAAAUUAAAACAAAUUCCCUAUUGUUUAAAAUGUAAAAUUAAAAAACAACAACUCCAGAAAAAAAAUGAUGAAUUAGAAUUUCUGGAAAGUUUUGGAGUAUAUAAACCAGAUAUUACUUUUUUCGGUGAAUCAUUACCUGAAAGAUUUCAUGAUUUUAUAAAUAAAGAUUUAAAUGAUUGUGAUUUAUUAAUAAGUAUUGGUACUUCUUUAAAAGUUGCUCCUGUUGCAGAUAUAGUUGAAAAAAUUCCACAGUCCAUACCUCAAAUUUUAAUAAAUAAAGAUCCAAUAAAUCAUUGUCAAUUUGAUGUUAGUCUUUUAGGAUUUUGUGAUGAUAUUGCUAGUUUUUUAUGUAAUGAAUUAGGUAAUGAUUGGGAUUUACCUCAUAAAGAUUAUGAUUCUAUAAGAGGUCCCAAAGGAGAAUAUUUAAAUAUUGAAUUGAAAAAUGAAGAAUUAAGAGAAUAUCAUAUUGAAUCAAUUAAUAGAAAAGCUAAACUGGAAGAAGUUGAUUCUGGUUUAAAUGGUAUUCAAAAAGAUGAUAUUGAAAUUAAUGAAAUUGAAGAAUUAAGAUCUUUACCUUUAGAUUUAAUAUCGGAAGUUAAAAGUAUAGAAUAA
Messenger RNA from Lodderomyces pseudojiufengensis, 1650 nucleotides. RefSeq names its product histone deacetylase (gene HST1). The transcript has a single exon. Gene Ontology annotation, molecular function: NAD+ binding. Lineage: Eukaryota; Fungi; Ascomycota; Pichiomycetes; Serinales; Debaryomycetaceae. The record is from RefSeq and is a predicted model, not a curated record. The coding region runs from base 1 to 1650 and encodes 549 amino acids.